ACUCCGCCGCGAGCGCGCACGACUGGCGCGCGUUCCUCUUGCCCCCGGACGGCGCAUGCGUACUCCGCCAACACCCUUGCUGCGCGCGCAUCCGAAUGCGAACCAACUUAACGGCUUCAGGAGUUUAAAUAUAGCCUCCCUUCAGCCCCCCACCAGAAGCCCACCACCCAAAAACGGACACCCUACUUUCCUUCGCAGCUAUGUCCGGCCCUACUGAUAUCCUUUGUCUCUGCCGUGCGAUCCCACCCACCGUAGGCGGGGGAAGGGGAGCUGGUGUGAAAAGGUCUCCUUGACACCCGACCCUUGUUCCUGAGGAAUGAGUCUCAGCGGUCUCCGCCCGGCUCUAAACCCAACAACCUCCCUGCCCCCGCCUCCUUCCUCCCCCUAGUGGGCAGCGCCUGCGCACAGUGGCCCUUUUGGGCUUGAGCGGGCAAAGUGUCAUUUCUGAGCUGAAUGAUGGCAACACUACAGAAGAAAGAAGAAUGUGGAAAGGGACUAAAGAAAACCUUUGCCCCACCAACACAAAAAUUGCAUAGUAUGAUACCUUGUGGCCCUGAUUUACCCAUGGAAACUCUGGGAAUCAGUUCCCCAGAAGCUGAGGUGAAGCCAAGCCUACCAAAGGCUAGGCUAGAGAAGAAGAAGGAGGAGGAGGAGGAGGAGGAGGAGGCAGCCACAGAGCAUGGUCCAAGUCUUGGCCAGGACAAGAAAAGAAAGGCUCGAGACAAUAAGCCUGCAGAGAAGAAUGAAAAGGAAAAAUUAAUUCUUACCAAUGCAGAAUUUGAAGAGAUUGUCCAGACGGUGCUACGCAAGUCCCUUAAGGAGUGCUUGGGGAUGGGAUCUGGCCUUAAUUUUGCAGAGACUUCCUGUGUAAAGCCUACAAUGUGUAUCCAGUCAGACAAAGAAACAGAAAUUGCUGCUUCUGCUACUGAUGAUGACAUUGCCAGUGGGGAAAGUGUAAUGGUACCUCAGGUGCCAGAGAUUUCAGCUUCUCUGAAAGAUGAAGUUACCCCUGAUAAAGGGGCAUCUGAGCCAGGCCUGGCAAUUCUUGCAUCCUCUGAGAAGAAACAUAAUAGACUCUACUUAAACAAAAGAAAGAAGCAAGCUCAAGAUGAGAAAAUGGAAACAACCCAAAGUGGAAGUGAGUACAGACAGACAGAUCAACUAAAUAACAUGAUUCAGAAUCGUUCUCAGACCCAGACCAGGGUCCAGAAAAAAAGAAAGGGAAGUGGUUUUGGUCAUUGUAUAGUCUGGGUUCAGUGUUCCUUUCCAAACUGUAAAAAAUGGAGGCAGCUGUGUAGGAAUACGGACCCCUCAGUUCUUCCAGAUAAUUGGUUCUGUCACCAGAACACAGAUGUGAAUUAUAAUUGCUGUGACAUUCCUGAGGAGGCCUGGACAGGGCCUGAGAGUGAAGUGGUCUAUGCCUGCUAUGUCCCAGGAUCCAUCGUCUGGGCCAAGCAGUAUGGUUACCCCUGGUGGCCAGGAAUGAUAGAAUCCGAUCCUGACCUGGGGGAAUAUUUUCUUUUUGCUUCUCAUCUUCAUUCUGUGCCGUCUAAGUACCAUGUGACCUUUUUUGGAGAAGCAGUUUCUCGUGCUUGGAUUCCAGUGAACAUGCUAAAGAAUUUCCAAGAGCUAUGCCUGGAACAAACAGGAGUGAAAAAGUGCAGGAACAAGGAAUACCUCCAGAAACUAGAAGUAGCCAUAAUAAUGGCUCACAAAGCACAGCAGACUGGCAUUCAGGAGCGGGUUAACUUGUUUGGUUUCUGGAGCCGAUACUGUGAACCUGACAGCAAUGAAGACUUAACACUGCCGGAGGCUAACAGCCCUAAGCCCUACAUGGAGGAAGAAGAAGAGGAGGAGAAAGAGAAAAAAGACCCAAGUUUGCCUGGUACCAAGUCAGCUAAGAUAAAGACCAAAAACCCUAAGCUGAGAGCAGAUGGACAAGACAAGAUCCCAAAAAAGAAGGUAACCAAGAGACAUCUGGACAGUGAAUCCACAGUACCCACUGUACCCAUAAUGGAAAGAAAAGAAGGGGAAAGGAAACCAGAUCUGAACCAACCAGGAUCUAAGAAGAAAUUUCAAAUUCCCCAAAGCAAGACCUCAGCAGUUAUCCUGUCUGAGGAAAAAGAAGUUAGAAUUGUGCCAAAGGGCCUCAGCACACCAGCUCAUUACGAAGCUUUUCCUUUGGAGGGGAAAGAAAGGUCUAGACCCCAAGAGCCACUGAUUCUGGAAACUAAAAGUGUCUGCCUUGAAGAUGAAGCAUCCAGUGACCUGGACCUGGAGCAAAUCAUGGAAGAUCUUGGAAGAAAAUCACAAUAAAGAGGGGAGCUGUGAGACUGAGAUGAUGCAGGGGCCUUCUCUGUGACCUUCUUUGAUAAAUAAUGAUCUCUUGUUCUCCUCUUUUUCUCUCUAAAGCAACAGGGAGAGCCUGUCCGUUCCAUCCCUGAGACGUUCCCAAGUGUUUGGGUUAUUAAUUGGCUACAAGGUUAAAGAGCUCUGCAGUUUAUGUUAAUAAAGUGGGUUGCGUGUGUGGUUAC
Messenger RNA from Fukomys damarensis (Damara mole-rat), 2534 nucleotides. RefSeq names its product zinc finger CW-type and PWWP domain containing 1 (gene Zcwpw1). Gene Ontology annotation, cellular component: nucleus. Gene Ontology annotation, molecular function: zinc ion binding. NCBI's taxonomy places the organism in Eukaryota, Metazoa, Chordata, Mammalia, Rodentia, Bathyergidae. The record is from RefSeq and is a predicted model, not a curated record. The transcript has 17 exons. The coding region runs from base 454 to 2316 and encodes 620 amino acids.